AUGUCCCGCUUUGUGGCCGCAGAUGAGGUCGAUGAUGAGGAUUUGGCGAAACAGGAGGCACACGAGGAGAAGCUCUUGAGUGCUUUCGAGCAAGAGAAGAGCAAGGAGGAGCGGAAAACGCUUGCGCAGCAGCUCAAGGUGAAUAGGCAGCAAAGAUAUAAGGAGUAUAGAGACAGCAUGGAGGAGGAAAACUCUCUUUACAAGUGGACUCAAAAAGAUGUGGACUACUAUGAUAAACUCGAAGAAGAACGAAGAUUCAAGAGACUAAAGGAAAAAACAGAGAUUGAAAGGGAGAUAAUGACAUAUAAGCAAGCUAAAAGAGCACGAGAACGAGCAGAAGACAGCGCCAUCACUAACGGCUUCGAAAAAAUCGAUGCUAUGGAAGAGCGCAAACGAAGAAAUCACACAAAAGACAGAGCUUAUAGGAUCAACAGGCGAAAAGCCACGGCUUAUGGUAACAGCUCUAUACGCGCUGGAUUGCCAGACAGAAGUCCACACACCGCAGGCCGGACUCCUAAGACCCGGUCACAACAAGAGAAGUCUCCCAGUGACCAAAUAAAUCAAACAUCAUCUGUUGCACAAAAACCCAUCCGUUCGCAAUUUGGCUAUUCUUCCGAGAGCGAGUGA
Molecule: messenger RNA, 627 nt
Organism: Ogataea angusta
Lineage: Eukaryota; Fungi; Ascomycota; Pichiomycetes; Pichiales; Pichiaceae
Exons: 1
Coding region: 1-627 (208 amino acids)
Source: RefSeq, a predicted model, not a curated record